Messenger RNA from Aspergillus candidus, 673 nucleotides. RefSeq lists its product as uncharacterized. The record is from RefSeq and is a predicted model, not a curated record. NCBI's taxonomy places the organism in Eukaryota, Fungi, Ascomycota, Eurotiomycetes, Eurotiales, Aspergillaceae. The transcript is spliced from 3 exons. Bases 152 to 409 code for a protein of 85 amino acids.
GGGUUGUGGGAGGUGAAGGAGAGCAUUUUCUUUUCUUCUUUUUCCUUUCCUUCUUGUUUUUUUCUUCUUUCUUCUUUCUUCUUUCUUUCUUUUUCUCUUUUUCUUUUGUUUGUCGUGUUCUCGUCCGCUUUCACAAUGUAUAUAUAGGUCGAUGCCGUACGUCGUAUUGUAUGUAAUAUGUACAGUAUAUGUAUAUACAGCACAACCAACCUCACCUCAAGUAUCCAUAAAAGAAAGAAAGUUGAAACAACCCGACCCCAGACACCAGAGAGGGGCUCAAGCUCAGACCGACGCGACAACGAGGCUCUGCGCAGUUGUGUUCAGGCUGGUCAGCACUAGCUUAGUGAGUUGGCGCUUGCAUGUGAUAACCAAGUGUGACCUCGUUGACACCUCCAUAUAUCGUUAUUGAGGGGCUGACUAGCUAGGAUACUGGGAUGAAAUGACUCUCCAAACAGAGGUGAAAACAAGACACGAACUAUGAGUCUAGUGGGCGCUAUCAAACUCAGAUAGAUUAUAUUCUUGUAUACCUUGUUACAGCCAUGAUUGGUCUCAUGCGAUUUCUCCGCGGAAUGGCCAGGCUGGCUUUCCCUGUUCAGGCAUCUUUUAUGUACUGAGUGCUUUGCAUUAUUUGUGGUUGUGCAGUUUGGAUAGACUUGAUCUAUGCAGACUGUUG